AUGGGUGCCACGAUCUACAACCCGGCCAUGUACCGCUGCGAGUCCGACACCAGCAUUAUCUGGCUCGAGGAGCCGCGUCGGAGAUACGCGAAAAAUCAACAGGGCGUUGAUAACUUCGCGCAAACGCAACAAAUUAUCCGAGAGUGUCUUACCCUGCUGGGGCCUGUCUACGCGGUUGUCCGGUCCGAUCCUCAUGAGGACCAGAACGAACAUGAUGAGUUCGGCAGAAAUGCCAGCUCAUGCGGCGAGGAACUGUACCUCCAAGGUCACAUAUACCUGGAGAAGAUUCUCCGCAGCGACGGAAAGAACGUUGAAGAGUUCGAUUACCAGUAUCCCGCCAACCCGUCGACCAGGAAGUACCACCACAGAUGGGGCGAGAAGCCUGCGUCGGAAGAAUGGUGGUAUACACAAACUACGUACAAGGUUUCUUCGGGACCGGCACACACAAGCGUUGGCUCUAGCUGGAGCUAA
This is a messenger RNA of Neurospora tetraspora, 471 nucleotides long. RefSeq lists its product as uncharacterized. Bases 1 to 471 code for a protein of 156 amino acids. The record is from RefSeq and is a predicted model, not a curated record. NCBI's taxonomy places the organism in Eukaryota, Fungi, Ascomycota, Sordariomycetes, Sordariales, Sordariaceae. The transcript has 2 exons.